Procambarus clarkii (red swamp crayfish) is the source of this 600-nucleotide messenger RNA. NCBI's taxonomy places the organism in Eukaryota, Metazoa, Arthropoda, Malacostraca, Decapoda, Cambaridae. The record is from RefSeq and is a predicted model, not a curated record.
UGUAAACUGGUGUAUCGUACCCAGUGUAAACUGGUAUAUCGUACCCAGUGUAAACUGGUGUAUCGUACCCAGUGUAAACUGGUGUAUCGUACCCAGUGUAAACUGGUGUAUCGUACCCAGUGUAAACUGGUGUAUCGUACCCAGUGUAAACUGGUGUAUCGUACCCAGUGUAAACUGGUGUAUCGUACCCAGUGUAAACUGGUGUAUCGUACCCAGUGUAAACUGGUGUAUCGUACCCAGUGUAAACUGGUGUAUCGUACCCAGUGUAAACUGGUGUAUCGUACCCAGUGUAAACUGGUGUAUCGUACCCAGUGUAAACUGGUGUAUCGUACCCAGUGUCUGGUGUAUCGUACCCAGUGUAAACGGGUGUAUCGUACCCAGUGUAAACUGGUGUAUCGUACCCAGUGUAAACGGGUGUAUCGUACCCAGUGUAAACUGGUGUAUCGUACCCAGUGUAAACGGGUGUAUCGUACCCAGUGUAAACUGGUGUAUCGUACCCAGUGUAAACGGGUAUCGAACCCAGUAAAUAUUCCCCCGUCGCGUGUCCCGUAUAUUCUGUUACAGGUUAAUACUGUCUUCCAUAUCUUCCUGUCCUCGUAG